Darwinula stevensoni is the source of this 936-nucleotide messenger RNA. Lineage: Eukaryota; Metazoa; Arthropoda; Ostracoda; Podocopida; Darwinulidae. The record is from the annotation of a GenBank genome assembly.
AUGGCGAACUACCUAUACGGCGUGGUGUGGAACGACAAAUUCCGAUUCAAGAUCAUCAUAGAGGAGACAGAGCAAGAUCAGGCUCAGAGCCAGACAAAAGAGGUCACAGCAUAUACUUUCUACUGGCAAGAAGGUUUCGCGUUUGAUUAUACGUUCACACUCAUCGACACAUCGGGAUUCGGGGGAACAUCUGGAAUCAUGGCAGACAAAGAAAUCCGAUGCAAGAUGGAGGCAUUCUUUAGCAGAAGAGGCCCUGGUAGCAUUGAGAAAUUGGACGGAAUCGGAUUCGUUAUCCAGGCUUCAGAAACUCGGCUCACGCCUACUCAGAGAUACAUAUUUGACUCCAUCCAGACACUUUUUGGGAAGGACGUCGAGCCCAUUUUCCGGUUGAUGAUGACUUUUGCCGACGGCCAACCGCCAAAGGCUUUGGAUGCAGCAAAGGCUGCAAAUAUCCCUCACUCGUCGAUUUACAAAUUCAACAACUCGACUGUAUUUCCUGUAAGACACGAAGGAGAAGAUGAUGAUGAUUUCAAUGAGCUAUUCUGGAAGAUGGGAAUGAAGAGCUUCAAUAAGUUUUUCAUCAGUCUUGCUUCGACCCACCCAGUGGCUCUGCAAAUGACAAAGGAAGUCCUAGAAAAGAGACGAAAAUUGGAAACAUUCAUCAAUGGUCUUCAACCCCAAAUAACUGCUGAGCAUCUAAAAAAGCGAUACGAGGAUGGGAUGAAGGGGGAAAUGUCAGCCAAGACUAUCAUUGAGAAGCUACAGAAGGAAUAUGAUUAUGAGCGGGAGCAGGUUUCAAGUAUGAUCCGCGAGGCUCAUUCAUGUAAAAAGAAGUUGGACGAGAUAGCAUUGAAACCAGACCCUUUGUCGGCUUUGGACUACAUCGACCUCCUCAUUCAGUCAGAAAUACAGCGAAAACAGCCAAGGUACCUAUAG